This is a messenger RNA of Neurospora crassa OR74A, 1211 nucleotides long. RefSeq lists its product as hypothetical. Lineage: Eukaryota; Fungi; Ascomycota; Sordariomycetes; Sordariales; Sordariaceae. The transcript is spliced from 2 exons. The record is from RefSeq and is a predicted model, not a curated record. Bases 54 to 413 code for a protein of 119 amino acids.
ACGGUGAUAGGUGCUGUAGUUUACAUAUAAUAACCGGUGGAGACACAUAAUGCAUGAAUACAUACGCAGUAGAUGGCUUUUGUGAAUUUCAAUGGGACCAUGGAGACUUGGGCGGCCACUUCCUCAAGCAGCAAAAGUUCAGUUUGGACCAACUUGAACUUGGUGACCUUGGCUUUUGUCGAGUGCUCCGUUUUAAUCUUGAAAACGGUGUACCGCGUGUGUGUAAGCCUCCGGUUUUAGUAAGUACUGUCCCGUCUUGGCUAGUAGCACUGUCCGAGUUCUUGUGUCUUCCCACCCUCCAACUUUUUUGCUCUCAACAUCCAACAUUGUGUGUGUACAACCGCCCAACGGUUCGGGAAGGGUCUCAGCUUUCUUGCUGCUGGAAUUUUGAUGCUUCUUGUUCGGGUGGUUGACCCUCCUCAAGACAACCUCCGAUUUUUGCUCCGGAGUCGGCUCAGCUGGCUGUGAAUCCCGCUUCCAGUUCCUGCCCCCUUUUUUGCUGUGUACUGAGUGUAAUACGAUGGCCCGCCGUGGCUGGGGAAUGGCAGGAAUGCGCACAAAAGGGAAUAAAGCCCCUUCUAUGGUCGGCACCACGCUUUCAUCAAUCGAAGCUGUCUUAUCUUUCUUCUGAUCAAAUUCUUAUCGGUUUCGGGUUGAGAUGUGGUUAGAAAAUGCGAUGGAGCUGAGAUGAGUCGCCCUCCCGCUCAAUAAAGAGUUCCCGAGGCAACCACGCGUGUUCUAUUAUCACCAAGGAUUGUUUCUUCCGGCACGAACGACAAAGACCGUUUUCAAUCUCGGCUUCAUCAAUGUUUCUCAACGACUUCGGAGUUGCUUACCGAGUAAGCGUUCCUUCGCGAUGACCGACGUGGGACCACGACUGCACGCUUAGGACUUUGACUUUUUGAAGAACGGAGGUUAGAUUCAGGCACAGAGACCUUGGGCCUUGAGCUGAGAGAGAUUUGACGACAAGAGAUCUGAGACAAUUCGCGGGUUCGAGAUGUUCUGCUGCUGCUGCUGUGAGUAAGAGUGUGUAUGAAGCAAGUCAGACACCCGGUGAGAAACAUGCUGCGAUGCUGUGCUACCAUGGCGCCAUCAAUUGUCUUUGAGGCGUUCGUUCAUCUUCAUCAUCAGUUUAUGAGUUCUAGAAUCUACUCCCAAGUCGUCGCCAUGUUGAUGGUGUUUCGAUUGAUGAAUACUACACCACCAUCUCA